ACCACUGAGCUAUAGGGGCUUGAUGUUUGGAAGGUGAGAAAUUAUUCUAUAGUUGUUUUGCUAAAACUCGAAAGCAGAGAAUUUUUUGAGGCAAGAGUCACAGGCGAGCAUUUGCUGGACUCACAUGGAUGACAACGCUUUCGAUCCUGAUUUGAUUCGCGCCAUUUUCAAGCUCGUUUGGAGCAGAAGAGCCCUCGAGCGUGAGAAAAAUGAAGGAGCUGAUGCUGUGGACUGCGAGGUAGGAGUUGGAACCUCUAAGAAGAUUCGGCCCACUUCUGCUAAUUCAAAUGCAGUAAAGCUGAGCUGUGAACUUCUCAGAGUUUUUGUCGCAGAGGCUGUGCAGCGUGCUGCUGCCAUUGCUGAAGCAGAGGGAGUUAGUAAGAUUGAAGCUACUCACUUGGAGAGGAUUCUACCACAGUUACUUAUGGAUUUUUGAAAAGGCAUAUAGAAAUCCUUAUGGAUUUUUUCUUUUUUCUUUUUUCUUUUUUAUAAUAGCCAUACAGAAAAUAUGGUUAUGGUUUUCUUUUUCUUUUUCCUUAUGCUGGAAUUCGUUCUUCCCAAAUUCUGAUUCGCAUAAAUAGUAACUAUUUAACAACACAUUUUUUGUACGUUGAUGUAAUGAAUCAGCAUAAAUGGUUGAUGUUCUCUUCUUGUCCUUAAAGAAGAGAGAAACUUUCAUGUCUAUACUAAAAUUUUCUCGUCUGCUUCUUCCA
Messenger RNA from Manihot esculenta (cassava), 713 nucleotides. Its product is annotated as protein MHF2 homolog. Lineage: Eukaryota; Viridiplantae; Streptophyta; Magnoliopsida; Malpighiales; Euphorbiaceae. The record is from RefSeq and is a predicted model, not a curated record. The transcript has 6 exons. Gene Ontology annotation, biological process: DNA repair; replication fork processing; resolution of meiotic recombination intermediates. The coding region runs from base 125 to 436 and encodes 103 amino acids. Gene Ontology annotation, cellular component: Fanconi anaemia nuclear complex; FANCM-MHF complex.